This is a messenger RNA of Caenorhabditis angaria, 1581 nucleotides long. NCBI's taxonomy places the organism in Eukaryota, Metazoa, Nematoda, Chromadorea, Rhabditida, Rhabditidae. The record is from the annotation of a GenBank genome assembly.
AUGUUGAUUUCUUGCUGGCUUCAAGAGUCAUUAUUCCUCAACAAUAUCAUUUUUGUAUUAAUAAAUCUAUGCAAUUUCGUAGUUUUUCUAACUUGCUCUGUUCCAACAACAACUCCUGUAAGUCUAGAUUAUCCUGAAUUCACAGAAACAAUUAUUUCAGCAAGUUCGAAAAUCAAGAAAACAAGCGCAACUGAAAACAACGGAAGUUAUUGUGAAAUCAACACCAACAAAACAGGAAAAGAUUAGCAAGAAAGAAGUUGAAGAAAGGGAAAAAGAAAAAGAAAAAGAGAAGAAUGAAGAAGGAGAGAAGAAAAAUGAUAAAAAAGAGAAGGAAAAUGUGAAAAAGGAAGAGAAAGAGAAAGGAAAAGAAAAGGAGGAAGCUAAAGAGGCAAAAGAAGUGAAGACAAGUGUUUUGACUGAUCCAAGAAGAGAUUGGGUAUUGAAAAAUGCAAAAACUGUAAGUUUUUUUGCGCGUGAAAUAAAUUGUUUUGUGUGUACACACAUGCAAAAAGUAUGUGCAUUAGAUCAAACAUUCUUCUUCCAGACCUGUGGUCAGUUAUCCAAAACUCAUCAAGAAAAAAUCAAAGGCUACCAACCAAAAGAUGUGACUUACAAAGCAUUUGAAGCUCAUGUCGAAUUGAACAGAUAUGCUGAUGUUUUUUGUAUUGAUCAAACACGAGUUGUUCUCAAAAAUCGAGACAAUGAUUAUAUUCAUGCGAGUUGGAUAACAAUUCCAGACUCAAAUACAAAAUAUAUUCUGACACAAGGUCCACUUUUGGAAACUGUUGCUGAUUUUUGGGCGAUGUGCUAUCAAGAAAAAGCGAAAUUCAUAUUGAUGUUAUGUCCGUUAGUUGAAGGAGAUGCUGAAAAAUGUUCGGUGUAUUUCCCUGAUGCGAAAGGAAAGACUGUGAAAUAUGGAAAACUGGAUGUUACAAUUACUGGCACAAAACCCGAACCAAUUGAAGGAGUUAUUUGGACGGUUAUAAAUAUCGUUGAUGAAAAUGAGACAUUUGAAAUCAAUCAUAUUUAUGUUCCAUGGUGGCCAGAUCAAUUAGCACCGGAAGAUCCGAAACCAAUGUUGAAAUUAUAUAAUUGGGUCAAAAAAGUGAAUCCGGAAAAUACUCCGAUUGUUGUUCAUUGUAGUGCGGGAGUUGGAAGAAGUGCAACAUUUAUUGGAAUUGAUUAUGCGAAUGCUAGAAUCAAACAAGAUUCUGAAAUUGCCAUGAUUGAUAUUGUUAAAGAACUUCGAAAUAUGAGAUAUCAAGCAAUUCAGUCACAUGUUCAGUUUUUGUUUUUGCAUGUUUGUCUUUUCGAGUAUUUUGUUCAGGUAUGUCUUCUGAAUUAGUUUGAUCAAAUCAUCGAGUUAAGACUCACGUAUAAAAUUUUCUUGUGGAUCAAAAAUAAGUUCCAAAACGAUUUUCAUUUUCUGCAUAUUUUUCUGAUUUUUUUCAGGAGCAUUGUGUGGAUCGUGAUUCAGUUGUCAAAACAUUUAUGGAUCAAUAUCAAAAACAUGCGAAAAGAAAACUGAAAAAACGAGAAGACGAGAACAAGCAGGUCAAAACUGCACAGACGAAUGAAUGA